Molecule: messenger RNA, 3518 nt
Organism: Bubalus bubalis (water buffalo)
Lineage: Eukaryota; Metazoa; Chordata; Mammalia; Artiodactyla; Bovidae
Gene: TMEM108
Product: transmembrane protein 108
Exons: 6
Coding region: 309-1790 (493 amino acids)
Biological process (GO): postsynaptic density organization; retrograde axonal transport; dendrite extension
Cellular component (GO): postsynaptic density; axon; endosome membrane
Source: RefSeq, a predicted model, not a curated record
GAAUGCGCGUGCGCGAGCGGCGGGGCUCUUUCCCCGAGCCGUCGGCGGGAGCGGGAGCGCUUCUCCCGAGUGCUGAAUUUCUUCACCUGCCAUCAGUACGAAGAAAAUGCUGUGUCUACAGGGCUGGAGCCAAGAAAAUUCUGGUAGUUGGUGAUCGAUUGGUUGUGAUCCACCAUGCAGAAGUGAGCGAUGAAAGGCAACAGAGCUGAUGGAUCAUGAGGAUGUAAGUGCAUUUGAAGGCUCUCACACCCUCUACUCCAGGACAGAAUCAUGAAUAAACUGGAGGACAAGCAGGACCAGAUGAUACCAUGAAGAGAAGUUUACAGGCCCUCUAUUGCCAACUGUUAAGCUUCCUCCUGACCUUGGCGCUGACUGAAGCACUGGUAUUUGCUGCCCAGGAACCAUCUCCCAGGGAAUCUCUUCAAGUCUCCCCCUCAGGCACCAUCCCAGGCACCAUGGUGACAGCAUCCCUCAGUUCUACCAGACACUCCUCCGUGGUGGCCACCCCUGCCUCCGUGGUGACACCGACCCCUCAUCCUGAUGGACCCUCCUCACAGGCCACAGCUCCCAUGGCAACGACAGCACCCCAUCUAGAUGGACACCCUCCCACAAACACCAUCUCCACCAUCAUGGUGACGGCAUCCACCCCCCAUUCUGAAGGCUCCCUGUCCACAGGGCCACUUCCUGCUGCCGUGGCAACCACAUCCUCCCAUUCAGAGGGCCGCUCCCUGGGCGAGACUGCGCCCACCAUCCUGCUGACAAAGCCAGGGGAAGCCACCAGCCGUCCCCCCACAGCCCCCUCCAGAGCUACCACACGCAGGCCCCCCAGGCCCCCUGGCUCUUCCCGAAAGGGAGCCGGCAGUUCACCACGCCCUAUCCCCGCUGCACCCAGUGGUCAUGCCGGGAGGAAGGACGGCCAACGGGGAAGAAACCAGAGCUCCACACAUCUGGGGCAGAAGCGGCCGCUGGGGAAAAUCUUUCAGAUUUACAAAGGCAACUUCACAGGGUCUGUGGAGCCUGACCCCUCCAUCUUCACCCCCAGGAACCCGCUUUGGGGUUACUCCUCCUCUCCACAGCCCCAGACAGUGGCCGCAACCUCAGCGCCCAGCAGGACCUCGUGGGUACCACCCACCACCCCCCUAGUGCCUGUGGAGGACAAGCCCAGCCUUAGCAGGGCAGACCAGGGGGGUGGUUCCACCUUCACCAGCCAAGGAGGGGAGCCAGAUGCCACAGCAGCCUCAGGCACCCCUGCCAGUCAACAGCGUGCUCCAGUGCCUUCUCAGCGCCCCCAUGGUGACCCGCAGGACGGCUCCAGCCACAGUGACUCCUGGCUUACUGUCACCCCCGGCACCAGCAGACCUCCAUCUACCAACUCUGGGGUCUUCGCAGCCACCACGGGGCCCAUCCAGGCUGCCUUUGAUGCCAGUGUCUCAGUCCCUUCCGAGGGGCUUCCUCAGGGAACAUCCUCAGCCCCGCAGGCCCCAGCCCACCCAACAGGGGCUUCAGAAAGCACUGUUUCCCAAGCCGAGGAGAAAGCUGUGGCCACCCCCACACCCACCAUGAUGGGCAGGGUGCCCAGUCCCCUCUCCACAGUGGUGUCCACAGCCACAGGAAACUUCCUCAACCGUUUGGUCCCCGCCGGGACCUGGAAGCCUGGAACAGCGGGGAACAUUUCUCACGUGGCCGAAGGGGACAAACCCCAGCACAGAGCCACCAUCUGCCUGAGCAAGAUGGACAUCGCCUGGGUGAUCCUCGCCAUCAGCGUGCCCAUCUCCUCCUGCUCCACGUGACACCAACACCCUGCAAGGUGAGAGCUGGUGCUUCCAAACCGACAGCCUCCAAGUAGCAGAGCCCUUGGAGCCUUCCUCCCCACCUCUCUUCCAUCACCCUUACUGCUGCUCUCUUCUCCUCCUCCUGUCUUCCCUCAAGAAAGAAGAAAAGAUGAAGUUUUUAUUUUGUAGGAAGUUCUAGUAGCCUUGACAAAAACAGUACUUAUAACUAAAUUGAGGCUUACAAGUUACAUGUGAAUUUAGCUAUUUUGUGGCUCCUCCCCAUUUUGCUUGUCCAUGAGUGGUGUGAAGUGGUGCUUUGUGGACCUUGUCAUUGCCUUUGCUCCCACUGGGUACAUGGAGAAGGGCUCCCCUAGACCACAACAAUAGCGGGCCACCAGCGCCCCCUUGCUGCCACCAUCACUCCCACCAUCACUCCUGUAUUGAAAACUCUAGGGGCUUCUUCCUCCCUGAAAAAAGUGUAGUGAAGGUGUUAGUUGCUCAUUCGUGUCUGACUCUUUGCAACCUCCUGGACUGUAGCUCACCAGGCUCCUCUGUCCAAGGAAUUCUCCAGAAAGAAUACUGGAGUGGGUAGCCAUUUCCUUUCUCCAGGGAUCUUCCCAACCCAGGAUUGAACCCAGGUCUCCUGCACUGCAGGCAGAUUCUUUACUGGCUGAGCCACUGGGGAAGCCCUCUUCCUCCCUGACAUCUCCACAAAGAACCUGAUGCAAUCACUCGGGACCCAGGGCUGCCUUCAUGUCUCCCCCAUGCACCUGAUCUCAAGUCUUAAGAGUUCUUCUGAUGGCCUCACAGGAAUCCUUACUGUGCCUGCCCUCCCCCCAGCCCCACCACACACACAGACAUCAUCCAGGUGCCCCCUCAGUCUUUGCAGGGGUGAGAAACCCCUGGGCUCCCCACUUAGCCCCUUUCUCCUGUGGCUGUUUACAGCUCUCCUGGGGGCAUUGUAAUUUCCCCGUUGUAAGUUACACUCUUUGGUUCUAACCUCUGCCCUCUGAAACCUCACAAAACAAGUCCAUCCACCAACCCCUGAGAUACAGGAAACCACUCUCAAGGGCAAGCUUUUCUUUUCCAAGCUGUCAUCCCUGUCCCUUUGAGUCUCUUCACAGGGCCACCUGGCCCUGGUCCUGCCCCUAUCUACCCCUCCAAUGGCCUCAGUUCAUGCCUGCCCCAGAAGAAGCACCACAUUACCUGUGCCCGGCCGAGGCAGAGAAGCGUGCGUGGCAGUUCCUCAGUUCGGACACUUUAGUCACAUUCAGGCAACCUGCUCUGGCAUCAGGUCCUCACGUCACACCAUGGGCUCAGCCUGAUCUCAAGGGGAAUGAAGCCCCAGAAACUUUUUCAGAGGAGGCUAUGCGGCCAGGUCUCCCAGCCUGUCUUCAUGUUAUGGGUCAAUCGAACAUCAGCACAGGAGGUGUGUGCCUUUAACAUGAACCUGAUGUCUGCUUGGCAUUGUAUUCUGACAAAAUCCUUUUUAAUCUGAGUCUGGAUUCCUUCCAGGAUCUGCCUCUCCCAGCUCUCUGUCUGCUUCUAGUUGAUAAGCAAAGCAAACUUUCCGUGUUGAGGAAAGUCCAGUCUGCUCAAGGACCCAGUGCGGAAAAAGUGAAAAUGUUUACAGGUUGCAUAUUUCAUUCUUUCCUUAAGCAGAUUUAUUGUCACUCAUGGGUGCACACAGAUAUUCUUAAAGCUGUGAUUGCUCACUUCUAAAACAGAAGAAUGAUAAUGAGAAAA